CUGGCAGCGUCGUCAGGAUCUCCGGUUUGUGUUAUAAACUGCGACGCUCAAUGUGAGGGAGCGAGCAGUGAGGGGAAGCUGUGCAUCAGUAGACGUUGAGUGUACAAGGUGGCGCGUAUAAAUAUUUAGCCUCUGUUAUUAAUCACUACGUUACCAAGAUGUCGAUUGGGUCCACGGUGCCGUUAAUGAUGGGUCGAGUAGUGUUGCUGAUGAUGGUGGCGGUGGUAAUUACUGGAGGAAUGUUGGUUGUGGAUGCCAAGCCUGGACGAGGGCCACACUUUGACACCUCUAUCAAGGAGUAUGAUAAUGAGAGAACAUGCUGGACCGGUGAAGUAUGCAAGACAGAGUUCCAGGCAGAAUUUCGAUGCAAGUGCCCCCGAUGGUACUGGUGUCGUAGCCCUGGUCGCUACUACCAUGCAUAUUGUACUAUGUCUGCUCUCGGCUACAUAUGGAUCCAGCCUGGAGGACUGUUGCCUGAGGAUGCACUUCAUCAAUAAUUUACCCAACAGAGGCAACUAACAAACACUUGCUAUAGCUAAUGUUUAUAGAGUACAGUAUUCAUCUUUGCAUGAUUGGGAAAUUUGAAUUUGAUUUGCACCUCCUAUCUUAAACAUAAUACUGUACUGUAUUAAAAGAACUACAGUACAGACAUUGAUUUAAAGGAAAAAUCAGUACUAGUUGGGGACACUUACACCAUUUGAUCACAACAGUGUAGGGAAUCAAAUGGCACUACAGCUAUAGUAUGUAUUGCUGUAAUUUUCUGUUCUGUUACAGUUUCUUUGAAUUAGGAUUUAUAUUACAAUACUGUAUUAUAUAAAUCUGCACAGGUUAACUCAAUUCUUUUUUUACAGUCUUCAGUAACUUGUAUCACUGGUAAUCAUAAACAGGUGCAGCAGACCUACCAUUGCUUAUAUUAUUAAGAGUGGCAUCAGCAAAGAGAUAACAAAGGACUUUUGAAUUCAAAUGUGGACCACUUUAGUACUGUAGGUUUUGCAGAAAGAAAGAUGUGCAACAGCUGAAUAUGGUAUUAAAGAGUUUACUACAGCAACCUUGUUACCCUCUGUUAAGAAUGUUCCCUUCAACUCGGCAGUCUAGUUUUGUUCCCAUAAAUGCAUCACCUCACUAGUAAAUACAGUACUGUAGGAGAGCUUGUUGCUGUUGACAGUUACACACAGCAUUCUCUAGACUGUAUUUUGUUAUACUGUACAGUAUAUCAUUUGUAACCAGAUGACAUGAGGAAAGAUUUUGUAACUACCCUGGCCUUUCAAGGCAGGGUCCUGCGUAUUGCACCUUGGUUGUUCUCUCUCACGUCUGGUGACCAUCGCUCCUGUCACUGAGAGUCAUUCUAGUUUGGUGUCAUAAAUGCAUCCCUUUAUUUACUACAGUACGAAAAAUGGUGCUGACUUCUCAUCUUCACAUAAGCCAGGUUUUCAUGUUCAUUAUGCACAAGGCUUCUGAUAACUUUUUUGCUCACAAAAUGAUGGGUAAAAUAAUUAUCAUAGCUUCUCUGAGUAGCCUUGUGUUACAGGCCUCAAUGAGAGAGAGGGUGUGAGGUAAGCCUUUAUUGCUCAAAGAUAUUUCACAAUAUCAGUAGAACUUGACAGUUGAGUUAAAAAUUCCCUACUCUCAAGGUGAUUUAUAUUUUGAUAUGAACUGCAUAGUACAGCCAUAUCAGUGUAUCAGUCAGUGGAAAUUCUUCUGAAAUUGUAAAAAGUCUUUUGUUGAUAACCAAAACUCCAAAUACCAAAAUUUAUGUGGAUAACACUAUAAACCGCUUGAGUCAUAUUAUAAAUUUAUGUAAAUGUUUUUGGCGACUAUAAUGGCCAAUAUUUCUGACAAUCCAUGAAAGCAGGGAUGGUUUGUAUUGUAUAUCACAACAUAUAUCUUUUAGAAUACUGUAGAGUUAAUAUAAGUAACAUUAGA
Molecule: messenger RNA, 1923 nt
Organism: Homarus americanus (American lobster)
Lineage: Eukaryota; Metazoa; Arthropoda; Malacostraca; Decapoda; Nephropidae
Exons: 3
Coding region: 159-497 (112 amino acids)
Source: RefSeq, a predicted model, not a curated record